Messenger RNA from Morone saxatilis (striped sea-bass), 4192 nucleotides. RefSeq names its product galanin receptor type 1-like. Gene Ontology annotation, molecular function: galanin receptor activity. Gene Ontology annotation, biological process: negative regulation of adenylate cyclase activity; positive regulation of cytosolic calcium ion concentration; G protein-coupled receptor signaling pathway. Gene Ontology annotation, cellular component: membrane. Lineage: Eukaryota; Metazoa; Chordata; Actinopteri; Moronidae. The record is from RefSeq and is a predicted model, not a curated record.
UACAGAGUGGAUCAGCGCGGUCGGUGCGCAGACACAUCAGGUGCGCACCAGGAGAGACUCCAAGACGCGCAGCGGCAAGACUGAUGCAUGCUGUACAGGUUUGCUUUGAAAGAUGUGUUUACACGUAUUACUAAUGUGAGCUAUCAGGAUAAAGCGCGUGAUUUACCGAAACCUUGGGGUAAAGACACAAGAAAGAAAAAAAAAAAACAGAAAAAAAAAACAGUGUGAGCGCUAUUGGAGACGCACCGGACCAACAAAACCCUUGCUCUUAAAACUGUGUCAUGAAGCCGCAGCAGCGGGACACAGACCUCCCAUAGGUCAUUUUGACAAAGUUUCAAAUUCAUCUAAAAGGGGAAAAAAAGACACCAUGAACUUAUCAGAGCCCGUUUGGCUCUAUGAAGAGUCGUGGAACGUGAGCAGAGCCGAGGAAGAGGACCAGAAACUUUUAUUCGGGAUCGGCACGGAUAAUUUCAUCACGCUGCUGGUUUUCGGGCUCAUCUUUACGCUCGGCGUGCUGGGCAACUCCAUGGUGAUCACCGUGCUGGCCCGGAGCAAACCAGGGAAACCACGGAGCACCACCAACAUAUUCAUCCUCAACCUGAGCAUAGCGGACCUCUCCUACCUGCUCUUCUGCAUCCCUUUCCAGUCCACCAUCUACAUGAUGCCGACGUGGGUCCUGGGCGCCUUCAUUUGCAAAUUCAUCCACUAUUUCUUUACUGUGUCCAUGCUGGUGAGCAUCUUCACACUGUCUGCCAUGUCCGUUGACCGAUACAUUGCCAUCGUCCAUUCCAGAAAGUCCUCCUCAAUCCGGGUGGCCAAACAUGCCUUCAUCGGAGUGGUGGUGAUUUGGAUACUGUCUCUGGCCAUGGCUGCGCCUGUCAUGUAUUACCAGAACAUUUUUCACAGAGGCGAGAAUCACACCUUUUGCUGGGAAGUGUGGCCAGAUCAAAACCAGAAGAAAGUCUAUGUCGUUUGCACGUUUGUUUUUGGUUAUGUGUUGCCCCUGCUGCUGAUUACCUUCUGUUAUGCAAAGGUUUUAAAUCACUUGCACAAAAAACUAAGAAAUGUCUCCAAAAAGUCAGAGGCAUCAAAGAAAAAGACAGCUCAGACGGUCCUGGUGGUGGUGGUGGUGUUCUGCCUCUCUUGGCUCCCUCAUCACGUCGUUCACUUGUGGGUGGAGUUUGGGACCUUCCCGCUGAACCAGGCCUCCUUCGUGUUACGGGUGGCUGCUCACUGCCUGGCAUACAGCAACUCAUCUGUCAAUCCGGUCAUCUACGCCUUCCUGUCAGAGAACUUCAGGAAGGCCUACAAGCAGGUGUUCAAAUGCCAGAUCGGCACCAGUGACUCCCCACUCAACGACAUCAAAGAGAUUCGCAGCAAAGCGGACACUCCGCCCUCGACUAACUGCACCAACGUUUGACUGGUGACACGAAUAUAAAUUAUGGUGACUGUCACACUGAAACUCAAUGUAAAGUCACAGUGACACAUGAGUGGGUGUGUGGAUUUUUUUGACGUCGGUAAGUAUGCUUACCUAGUUUGCUUUGAUAUCGCUGCAGCUGCACUGUUCCACAUAAGCGCUGUUCAUUAUACCUGGACCAGAGGAGAUCAAGCCACUGUGGCUGCACGACGUUAUUACUCCCUCUUUGAUCAGUCUCUGUUUCCUGCAUCUCAUCUUUCAUAAUAAAAACCUGUGGAGUUGGAAACUCAGGAAAAGGAUCCUCUCUCUAAAGUGAAACUUAUUAGAUUGUAGACAUCAUCAGAUACAUAUGUCACAUCACAGUAUAUUUACAAGCCAAUACAAGUCAGUAACAUUUGCUGUCUUACCGGGAGUUAGAUGGUGGGAUGUCUGUUAGUGGAGAAACUGGUGCAUGUUAAUCUUGAUUAGCUUGAUGCAGAGUUUGGAGGCGUGGGUAGGCAGCUAGUCUCUAUGAAAAGAGAAAAAUGCAACUCCUCCAACUCCAAAUUUGUUGGAAAUGUAUAUGUUGGAAAUUCAGACAAUUUACAUGUUGUAACAUAUACUUAACUGGCUCAGUUGCUAUCGUUACCCGCUUCAGAGUCGGAAGGUGUAUGAACGGGGAUUACUUAAUCUAAUUUAUAGUUAGAUGUGAAAUACAUGUCUAAAUUCAUCUGUUGCCUAAAGCUGUCUAGCUCUCCUCACUUCACUGUUUUGCCCUUAAGGAGAAAUUCAAUGGCUUACAAUGAGAUUUUACUGAGACAAUUGUAAUGUAGAGUGCAGUACAAAAAUUUUUCUUGUGGCAUAAAAUCCUAACCUGUAGCACAGCUGGGUUGCUGUAGCAAGGGAAGGUCUCAGUACUUUUUUGGUCAUUCUGUGAUUCUGUUCAUACCAAACAAAUUGCAGCUCCCCAGGUUUUUCAAAUCAAAUCAACUGAAUGAUGCCUAAGAGGUCUGGGGAAACUUCCCAUGCUGUCUUGUACUGUAAAUAUCUAGCAAGAGGGGGUCUUUUUUUAGGGCAACUCUAUUAAUAAAGAUGCUAAUGAAUGGAAUGGGAUGAAAUAAAGAGUAAAACUGAACUUUACCCACAUUAGAUUUUGCACAUGGGAAAAUGUCUCAACCAGAGCACCUCAGAUACAGCUGAUGUUUUUUCAGCUAUGUUAGUGCUAACUACAUUAGCAUUUAGUGCAGAGUGGUCAGUACCGUGCCAACCAAUGCGGAAUACACACAAGAUUAUUAUUUCUGUUUAAGUGUCUAACUUGCAUUAAACUAAUCUAAGAGUAAAACGAAGGCUGGCUUAACACUGGAGUGCUGCAUGCUGUCACUGGGGUUAAGCUAGCUGUCGAAAAGUACAAGGUACAAAAAGGUGUAGGCUGAGACCUUGUUGCAACAUGUGCAUGUGGAGUUUUGGAAUUGUUAAAAGACAUAUUUGAGUGGCAGUAACGAAAGUAAUGUAAUGUGAAGUAUGUAAUUACAUUUGUCGAAUAACUUGCUGAACACUCCUUAAAAAAGGUUUCCACUGUAGAUAAGAAAAACACUUGCCAUUGUCAUUGCACCCAGUAUGAUUAAAGCCUGUAUUUUCAAUAGAUUUGGUUGUAAAUAUUAUAUACACAGAAGCUGAUAUUCACAUAUGCCUGUAUAAGCGUCACUAUAUUUGGCUCUUAUGUUGACAGUUUUCAGAUCGUGUCGUGCUGUAUGACUGAGCCACGCUGUUGGACGUAUAAAGCUCGAUGCUUGUUUUGUACCCAUUCUGGUACCUGUCUUUUAAACCACAAAAAACAAUCUAAUAGGCGCUCCUGUGGAAAUGAAGGAUUCUGAUGUUGUACGUAAUAUGUAUGUGAUGUGCCAAGCCUCCACACAGCAGCUUUAACUCAGUGUAUUCAAACAAACGCAUUCAAUCUACGCAAUGAGCUCAGUUCAGUGUGUAUUUUCUGCCUGAGGUUAGGCAACCCAUGUGUCCCAGCGGGGCGCGAGCGUGCUGCAGGUUUUUGCAACAGCAGCUGAUAUGACUGAUUAACAGCAACUUGAUCCAGAGAGGAGGAACUAAUCAGUGCAAUCAGUGAUGCUCAUCCUCACUGUCAGCGAGGAUCUCAGAUGUGAGAGUCAAGGAUUAUUCCCAGAGAGUUGAUGACUUUGCUCACUAUAGUGAUGACUGUACAGACGGUGAUUCUCAUUCAUUCCCACACUGGACUGAGGAUUUUUUUUGUUUUUGUUAAAUGUGGACAUUUGAAUGAAAAUCUAAUCCAGGAGGGGCGAAGAACUUUGCUGUUUGGUGUGGAAAAUGAUACCAGUGUGGAACACCAAUAGUGCUUCGAAAGAUAUACAGAGCACGUGAACAAAAGAAUACUUUUUCAUCAGAAAAUACAAUGUUUGAUUAUGUAGCACUUUAUAUUACAGGCCACAACAUACAGUGUAAUUAUUUAGCAUAUAUGAGGUAUCAAUAUAACACUUACUGCACACCUAUACCAGGACAAAUAUGGGGUACAGCUUCGUGUUUGAGUAGAGUGCAGAAAAAUUAACACUGGGUAACACAGCUGGAAAAAUGGGUUGAUAUUCCAUUAAGAAUAGGUUAUGGCAUCAUUUAUUUUAACAAGAACAAAACAUUUACACUGUAAUUCGCUGUAUUCUAAAGCAUUACCUUUCAUUUUCACAACUUUAUAGACAUCAUUUCAGUUUUUUGUGCUAAAAAAGCUUGAGGAUUUCUCUUUGAACAUGACAUCAAAAAGAAUAUGUGAGAGCA